AUGUCCGAUAUUGUAUCAGACAUCAACAAGAUAGACACAUUUCAUAUACCAAGGAAGGUUUGUGAACUUCAUGGAACAGUAACGUAUUCAUUGUUGUAUUUCUGUGAUGCCUCAGAGAAAGCAUAUUCUACGGUUAUAUAUCUUCACACACAUCAAGCUCAAACUUCCAUUGUUAAUAUGGUGUUUUCCAAGACACGUCUUGCGCCAGUGAAGAAAAUAACGAUUCCGCGGUUGGAACUACUAGCGGUUGUGAUCGGACUAAGAUGUUUAAAGUUUGUACGAGAUCAAAUUAGAGUACCAGUCGCUCAAAAUUAUUUGUUGACAGAUUCAAAAUGCGUACUACAAUGGAUUACAUCACAAAAGAAAUUAUCAGUGUUUGUGAAAAACAGAGUCACAGAAAUUAAAGAACACAGUAACGUAAACUUGUCAUAUAUUCCUACGAAGGAGAACCCUGCAGAUGUGGCUUCUAGGGGGACAACGCUAGAAAAGUUGAAAUCUAACACUACGUGGUGGUAUGGUCCAAAAUGGUUGCUGGAACCAAUGCGCGAUUGGCCAGUAUACAGUGAUCAGCAAAGUGAUAUUGUGAAGAGGAGAUAG
Molecule: messenger RNA, 597 nt
Organism: Mercenaria mercenaria
Lineage: Eukaryota; Metazoa; Mollusca; Bivalvia; Venerida; Veneridae
Exons: 1
Coding region: 1-597 (198 amino acids)
Source: RefSeq, a predicted model, not a curated record